AUGCCAUGUUCUGGAGUCGUGAACAAACGAUUCGUUAUGGGGCAGGAAGUUUCAAGACAAGACGCAAAUGUUGCACCCAACGGGUGGGGAGAUCCAGUUAUGGAGCUAGAGCACAAUUUUAGAGAGCGAGAUGAUUCAUCUUAUUUGUCGUCUGCGCAAUGUGUUUCAUACUACGUAUGGUACGCAGCUGUUAUCAUUUAUGUUUUCGUUAUGUGCUGGGCUCAUCCGCGUGAUCCAACGGAGAAGGCGCCCGGAGAUCUCUUCGAAUUGAAUAAGGGAGAUACAACGAAGUAUCUGAGUGAACUAUGGGAAAAGCACUGGCACUACCGGUCCCUGUUUACUUGCUCUCCUACGGUUGUACUUAUAAUGAACUUUGUCAUUCAGAUUGCUACAACAAAAUGCGAUCUGGCAAGAUUGUAG
Messenger RNA from Ostertagia ostertagi, 420 nucleotides. The record is from the annotation of a GenBank genome assembly. Lineage: Eukaryota; Metazoa; Nematoda; Chromadorea; Rhabditida; Trichostrongylidae.